Talaromyces proteolyticus is the source of this 952-nucleotide messenger RNA. RefSeq names its product putative nucleolus protein required for cell viability. The transcript has 3 exons. Gene Ontology annotation, molecular function: RNA binding. Gene Ontology annotation, cellular component: nucleolus. NCBI's taxonomy places the organism in Eukaryota, Fungi, Ascomycota, Eurotiomycetes, Eurotiales, Trichocomaceae. The record is from RefSeq and is a predicted model, not a curated record. Bases 48 to 710 code for a protein of 220 amino acids. Gene Ontology annotation, biological process: RNA processing.
CAUACCUUCACCCACAGCUUCAUCAUUUCAUGGUGCUAUGAACAACCAUGCCACAUACUUCUUCAAAGGAUGAUCUCAAUGAUGACUCCUUGAUUCAACAGCUUCUCAACGAAGCCGAGGCUCGUCUUCAGUCAGCUUCCCCAGUCGAAAAAUCUUUGACUUCGGCAGCAUCACAGCAUGUUGAAAACCAUGCAAAUGCAAGACUGCCUGAACUUGCUUCAGGCGGUUCUCUGACGUCUUAUGUACACCGAGAUGGCGAGAUCUCUGCUAUGUACCCUACGCUGAUAUCUAUUCCAUCCGAAGGCUCCUAUUCUCUUGCACUUAAUCAACCCGCCAAAAAAGAGAAACAGGAUGACGCCGGCGGCGAUUGGUUUAACUUGCCAAAAACCCAAAUAACACCAGAGCUUAAGAGAGAAUUCCAACUCCUUCGAAUGCGCAAUGUCCUAGAUCCGAAAAGACACUAUAAGAAGGAAAACGGCAAGGCAAAUACACCACAGUAUUCUCAGGUGGGAACUAUCAUUGAAGGACCCACUGAGUUCUUCAAGUCCCGUGUCGUGAAGAAGGACCGUAAGAAGACUUUUGCCGAAGAGGCCAUUGCUACAGAGAACGAGUCUGGACGUUUUAAGGCCAAAUAUAACCAAAUCCAAGAAUCCAAGAAGAGUGGGAAAAAGUCCUACUAUAAUAGCCUACGGGCAAAAAGGCGACGUUGAACAUAUCUGAUUCUUGGUUGCAAAAACUCAUCAUUUUCCCAACCAGAGUACCACCACCCUUUUAUUGGUGGGCACUUUCUCUAUUCUCAAAUACGUCGGUAAUGAUUUGGACCACCAACCGCUGCGUUUCUAGUCAGUUACACUGGCAUUCUCAUCUACCUUCUCGUCUGACUCACCUGCAUGUCUUGUGCAGCUAGUCGUCCCGCUUCGAGGACUUCUUCAUGAUUAGCCUUGCCCUCCUC